This is a messenger RNA of Diaporthe citri, 1596 nucleotides long. RefSeq lists its product as uncharacterized. The transcript has 7 exons. Bases 1 to 1596 code for a protein of 531 amino acids. The record is from RefSeq and is a predicted model, not a curated record. Gene Ontology annotation, cellular component: extracellular region. Gene Ontology annotation, molecular function: cellulose binding; mannan endo-1,4-beta-mannosidase activity. Gene Ontology annotation, biological process: substituted mannan metabolic process. Lineage: Eukaryota; Fungi; Ascomycota; Sordariomycetes; Diaporthales; Diaporthaceae.
AUGAAGGAGAUCUUCAAUUCUUUUUUUUCGGUUGCUACUGAGGUGACUGGAUAUACCGGCACGGGAUACGUUGGUGGCUUUGAUACCGAGGGUGAUGAGAUCAAGUUCAACGUCACCAGCGCCACUCAGGCUCUUUAUGACCUGAAAAUCAUUUACAAUGGUCCCUAUGGAGACAAGUAUACCACUGUCGUGCUGAAUGGCGCUGGAGGUGGCCAGGUUGCUUUGCCGGCUACGACCUCUUGGGUCACCGUGCCUGCUGGACAAGUCCUCCUCAAUGCCGGAUCGAACACGAUUCAAAUUCAGAACAACUGGGGCUGGUAUCUCAUCGACGCCAUCACUUUGUCGCCCGCCGCGGCACGAGGCCCACACCAAAUCACCACAACUCCAGUGAACCCAAAUGCCGACGCCAACGCGAAAGCACUUUUGAAAUACCUCGGCAGCAUUUACGGGAAGAAUAUCCUCUCCGGACAGCAAGACCAAGCCUCCCUGGACUGGGUCACCACCAACGUUGGCAAGACUCCCGCGAUCCUAGGCGUCGAUUUCAUGGACUACACAGAGUCCCGCAUCUCCCGCGGAGCCUCGAGCACAGACGUCGACAAGGCCAUCGCCUUCGCUGCCAAGGGCGGCAUCAUCAACUUCGUAUGGCACUGGGGCGCCCCGGUCGGACUGUACGACACCGCUGAGCAGCCAUGGUACUCCGGUUUCUACACCGCGGCGACAGACUUCAACCUCACUACCGCGCUGAAGGACACCACAAAUGCCAACUACACCCUCCUGGUCAAGGACAUCGACUCCAUCGCGGUGCAGCUAAAGAAGCUCGAGGCGGCUGGUGUCCCGGUUCUGUUCAGGCCGUUGCAUGAGGCUGAAGGCAAGUGGUUCUGGUGGGGCGCUCAGGGCCCCGAGCCGGCUAAGAAGUUGUGGAAUAUCGUCUACGACCGAAUCACGAACUACCACAAGAUCAACAACUUGCUGUGGGUUUGGAAUUCGGUUGCGGCGGACUGGUACCCGGGCAGUGCUACCGUUGAUGUCGUGAGCGCGGACACCUACACUCAGGGUGACCACGGCCCCAUUUCAGCGACUUACAACGCGCUGCUCGACCUAGUGAACGACACCAAGAUCAUCGCCGCAGCCGAGAUCGGCUCGGUCAUGGACCCAGCGCAGUUGAAGCUAUACCAAGCAGACUGGGUCUACUUCGUCGUUUGGAGCGGUGACUACAUCUCUGGUGGAACCUGGAACACACUAGACUUCCUCAAGUCUGUCUACUCCUCAGACUAUGUUCUCACGCUUGACGAGAUCCAAGGCUGGAAGAACGGUGGGGGUGCUGUGACGAGCACGAGCAGGACCACUGCCACGACAAGCACGCGUUCCACCACAGCACAAACCUCUCCGACCGUACGGACGAGCACUACCACGCUUCCGACAACAUCGACUACACUGAGGACGACCACCUCGACCAAAGUCUCGUCGGCUACUCCCACGGCCACUGGGGUCGCCCAGCAGUGGGCCCAGUGCGGAGGAAAUGGCUAUGCGGGUCUGACUGCUUGCGCAAGUCCUUUUGUCUGCACAAAGCAGCUCGUUUUUAUCCUGAUACAGUAG